CAGCUUUUCAGUUCUCCACCGUGUGUUAGAUAAGGUGAUGCAGUCGAAAAUGCAUGCCCGUUCCAGCUUCCUGCCCUGGCUGCUGCUGUUGGCGGUUUGCGCCGCGUUCACAGCGCUCGCAUCAGCCCAGAUGGUAGACACCGAACCCCGCUCGAUAACGGUCGUGGAAAACCAGGAAAAUGUCAACCUACACUGCCGGAUAGGCCGCCCGGCGCAACUCUGCGUUAUACGUAUGCCCGGAGUGAACGAUCAGUUCUCGCUGGAUCCUAACCUGCCAUCACCAGUCGCCGGCAUGCAGUACUAUGGCGAAGGUCUACCACAAGGUUCCUGCGGUGUACGCAUCGACCGCGUCAGCGUUGAUAACGCGGGUCUCAUGAACUGUACGCUUUUCGUCGAUGGACGUGGUCUAACGGGAGCCAUUGAGAUUGUGGUCGCAUUCCCACCGGAGCAGCCCGUGAUUGAGGUUAGGUCUGGCAAUCUGGCAAACGUGGAAGUCAACAGCGAGCUUACCUUCCAGUGCGAGGCAGCCCGUGGCAACCCGGCAGCAAACAUUUCGUGGUUCUUGGAUCAGGAGCAGAUUUACGAAGGUGUGCGUCCGGUUGAGCCCGAAGAAUACUUCGAUGAGGGUGUCAACAAGCGUUUCUUCACCGCUAAGUCCGUGUUGACUCGCUCUAUCCGCGCCGAGGACAAUGGCAAACGUUUGACGUGUCAGGCCCAGCAUCUUGCCUAUCCCGAGGGAGUAUCCCGCACCGAUCUGAUCCUUAACGUAAACUUCCAACCUCAAGCAUUGCCAGACCAAACAGUUUAUGGACUGCAGCUGGGACGUACCGCCACCGUGAGCGUGGUGAUUAAGGCUAACCCUGCGCCACGUAUCCUGUGGACCGUUGAUGGUAUCGACUACCAGCAAGGCAUGGAACAGGGACGAUAUGCCGUACCGCUUCCUGAAGGACUGGGUAACAAUCGCUACAAUGUGUCCCUGACCAUUGCCGGUCUGACGCUGGAGGACCUCUCAAAGGUGUACACGAUGCGUGCUUCGAACAACUUCGGAACCGAGGACUACCGGCUGAACCUGCGCUCGCAAGAGGAGAUCGUCAACGAGUCGAGCGGUGUCGGCAUCGGUGAGAUCGUUGGCCUUGUCCUGGCCGUGCUGAUCGUCCUGACAGCCGUCGCCCUGAUCUUUGUGGCACGCGCAACCGGCAGAUGGUGCUUCCGAGGCAAAAACAGCUCCACCUCGACCAGCGCGGCAAAGAUUGGCGAAACAAGCGACACCGAGAGCGCCGAGGUGAAGCAACCGAUGACGAAAACGCAGCGUUUGAAGAACAUUUUCGCGCGGCGUGUGCUGCGUCCUGCGGGCAGCGAACUACCGGAAGAAACCCCCGAAGACGCCACAACUGCCGUGGAUGAACGAGACACGAAAUUGGCGGCGGAUCCGAGCAAAACGGCCAAGGACGAUCAAACGCUGGUAUACGCCGAGCUGGAACUAAAACCGGCCGGUGGGGAGAUUUCGUUCGUCAACAAGCCGCCACCGCCCACCAACGAAUCGACUGAGUACGCAGAAAUACUGUACGUGCAGCAGCAGGCCGGUGGUGGGGCCAAUGCGGCCACAACCGGAACAGAACCAGCACAACCGGUGGCCCCGAUGGCAAUGCAGCAACCGCGACUGCAGCAGCAUUCCGGCGAGGACAAUCGGCCCGUCAUCGACGGCAGCAUCCUGAAGCCGGGUGCGAAAGGUGAUGGCAGUAAGACGGCGGGUAAAUAAAUACCCGCUCGAUAGUGCCAGCGUGUGGCCGGCCACCUCGUUUGAAUAAGCCUUAGAAGCGUAAAGAAAGCUCGUGACACAUCCGUUCCAGAUUGCACGUCGGGGUUUGGGGAAAAUUCCAACCGACGAGAGGGCGGUUUCUGUCACCUACUCCAUUCCGUCCAUUAUCCGCAGAUUGACAUUUUCCUCUUUUUACAAUUAACGCUCUCAUAUUCAUUCAUCAAUUAUGCAAAAAGUCUGUUUUCAUCGCACAAGAAAGAGUGCUGCAUUUUUACUCCAUUCAACGCCACAUUAUGAAAGUGAAACGUAAACGAAGAGAAUGUGGAGAAUAAAUUAAGUCGUAGAAAAUAAGCAAGUGCACGGGGGGCCAAAAAAAAAAAGAAUUUUGUGGUGAGGAAAAACAAAAGCUCAACUUGAAAGCUCGCUCUAAGAUUUCCGUAACCGUUUUACACGAAAAGGAUGUGUUCGGUGAGGUGAGGAAUUUUUAAUU
This is a messenger RNA of Anopheles nili, 2249 nucleotides long. RefSeq names its product fasciclin-3-like. The transcript is spliced from 10 exons. The coding region runs from base 38 to 1759 and encodes 573 amino acids. NCBI's taxonomy places the organism in Eukaryota, Metazoa, Arthropoda, Insecta, Diptera, Culicidae. The record is from RefSeq and is a predicted model, not a curated record.